AAGCCUGACAGAACAUUUCAUAUUGAACACAACUUGUGAAAGUGGUUGACCCAGUUAACAUGCUAUGUAUGUUUUACCGGUGUACAAGUUAUACAAAGGUUAACUCCUGUGUGAGGAGUUUCAAUUUCUUCCAGUAUCUGUGACAAAUACCUGCUUCACAUGGAUUUCUUUAUCUACGUCAAGAUCAAAAAGUACACCAGACUUUAUAACCAACGGGUAAAGACAGGUCUCUUACACUUUUGCUGUCCUGCGUGGGCUGUUAGCGGUUCAGACAAAAAGUGCGACCAGGACAUUGGCGUUAUCAUUCUGAAGAUGCAGCUUCCACUGGCUUUCAAAGCGGUGCUGCUGUUGUUUCUGCUGGUUCUUUUACUGGAUGUGGAUGGUUGUUCUGGGAAAAAAUUUAAAAAGAAAGAACGAUCUAGAAGUUCAAGUACCGGACGCAAUUCCAUAUGCUUUAAGAAAGAGCUGUCAGUCUGUAUGGAUCCAACUCUGAACAUGACCACCUUUGCUUCUCCAUCCCCAAGCAGAUCUUUGUCUCCAUGGACAUAUAUACCUUCAACUGAUCCUGCACGAAUCCCUAUGCAAAUAUCUGAGGCAAAAUGUGAAAAAAGAGGCUGUUUAAUGGAAAAUGGUGAGGAAGAUUUUGGACUGGAGUCUAAACCCAUCUGGUACCAAAUCAAUGUGCUGAGGAGAGUAAAGGGCAAAAACAAGCGCUACACCCUUAAACUGGAAAGUAAAGUUAUAAGUGUGGGCUGUACGUGUGUUUUACCUGUUGUUGUGCCACAGAAAUAAGCCUAUACUGCACUUUUUAUUUAAUGGACUGUGUUAUGUUAUUGUAUUAUUCUGAAUUUAUAAAGAAAUAAAAAUAAAUGUUGGUUCAACUUAAUAAAGUAAGUUACCUUGUUGCCUUAAAAAUUUAAGUUAAUUCAAAUUGAAAAUAUUAGUUGACACAGUUAUUUUACUUUUUUUUAUUUUAAGGCAACAACGUUACUUACUUUUUAAGUUCAACCAACAAAUCUUUUUAUUGUAGUGUAUUGGACUAGCUUUUUUAUUAUUUGCAAUAUUGAUUUCUCAUCAAGUUUUUAGUUUCACCUUGACAUUGUAGUUUUCAUUAAAUGCAAAUAUUCAGACACAAAUAAAACACAAACAAUAUAUAUUUUCUGUUUAGGUAUGAGAAGCAUUUAUUUGACUUUGUUCAGAAACUUUAUAGACAUGUGGGCAUCACAAACACAGAGAUAGUAGGUUAAAUUUUCUCACACAAGUUAAACUCAAUACCGAUCUUUUCACAUACAACGACUUGUUUUGAU
This is a messenger RNA of Misgurnus anguillicaudatus (oriental weatherfish), 1307 nucleotides long. It is a transcript of the gene il17a/f3, whose product is annotated as interleukin 17a/f3. The record is from RefSeq and is a predicted model, not a curated record. Gene Ontology annotation, biological process: inflammatory response. Gene Ontology annotation, cellular component: extracellular region. NCBI's taxonomy places the organism in Eukaryota, Metazoa, Chordata, Actinopteri, Cypriniformes, Cobitidae. Gene Ontology annotation, molecular function: cytokine activity.